This is a messenger RNA of Cyphomyrmex costatus, 1684 nucleotides long. RefSeq names its product NADH dehydrogenase (ubiquinone) 49 kDa subunit (gene ND-49). The transcript is spliced from 4 exons. Gene Ontology annotation, molecular function: oxidoreductase activity, acting on NAD(P)H; quinone binding; NAD binding. Gene Ontology annotation, biological process: mitochondrial electron transport, NADH to ubiquinone. The record is from RefSeq and is a predicted model, not a curated record. Gene Ontology annotation, cellular component: respiratory chain complex I. NCBI's taxonomy places the organism in Eukaryota, Metazoa, Arthropoda, Insecta, Hymenoptera, Formicidae. The coding region runs from base 21 to 1436 and encodes 471 amino acids.
UUGUGAACAAUGUGAGCAUCAUGGCGGCCAGAGUGUUAGGUUUGAUCUUGCGUAAAAAUGCAGGAUUUUUCGGCACUGGCAAAUUGCUGGGACCGAAUAAUGCACCAGCAAUCACCAACGUCCAGCAUCGUAAUGCCCAUCAAUGGAAUCCGGACGCGGAGUACCUCAAGCAGUUCGAAAAGCCAGUUCUGUACUCCACGGAGAAGAUCGACUGGAUACCGCCGGACACAGUGUCCAUGCUGACUGUUCAUCCUCCCGUGGCGAAACAAACUAUACAAAACGUGAAGGUUAACUUUGGCCCACAGCACCCGGCCGCUCAUGGUGUUCUCCGGUUGAUCCUGGAGCUAGAUGGCGAAAUCGUGCUCAACGCCGAUCCGCAUAUCGGUCUUCUGCAUCGCGGCACAGAGAAAUUGAUCGAAUACAAGACCUAUAUGCAGGCGUUACCUUACUUCGACCGCUUGGACUAUGUCUCUAUGAUGUGUAACGAGCAGUGCUUCUCCUUGGCGAUUGAGAAACUGCUGAACAUAGAUGUACCUCUGCGUGCAAAAUAUAUUCGAGUUCUUUUUGGAGAAAUUACAAGAAUUCUGAACCACAUUAUGGGCAUUGGAACGCACGCAUUGGAUAUCGGUGCUAUGACGCCCUUCUUCUGGCUGUUUGAGGAACGAGAGAAGAUGAUGGAGUUUUAUGAGCGCGUGAGCGGCGCCCGUAUGCAUGCAGCUUAUGUACGACCCGGCGGUGUCUCCCUGGACCUACCGUUGGGUCUGAUGGAUGACAUAUAUGACUGGGCCUCUAAGUACUCUGCACGACUGGACGAGGUGGAAGAUCUAUUAACAGACAACAGAAUCUGGCGGCAGCGCACAACCAAUAUCGGUACUGUGACUGUAGAGAACGCACUAAAUUGGGGCUUUAGUGGCGUGAUGUUACGAGGCUCUGGAGUAAAAUGGGAUCUGAGGAAAGUUGCACCUUACGACGCUUAUCACUUAGUAGAUUUUGAUGUCCCGAUUGGCACAAAGGGCGAUUGCUUUGACAGAUAUCUAUGCCGUAUGGAGGAGAUGCGACAGUCGCUGCGUAUCAUCCACCAGUGCUUGAAUCAAAUGCCAGAGGGAGAAGUACGAUGCGAUGACGCCAAGAUUGUGCCACCGCGACGGGAAGAGAUGAAGAGUAGCAUGGAGGCGCUUAUCCAUCACUUUAAGUUGUUCACCCAAGGUUUCCAAGUGCCACCGGGAGCUACGUACACUGCUAUCGAGGCACCGAAAGGCGAGUUCGGCGUUUACCUCGUUAGCGAUGGCAGCAGCAAACCGUAUCGGUGCAAGAUCAAAGCACCAGGCUUUGCUCAUUUAGCGAGUCUACAGCACAUGGGGCCCAAGCACUUCCUCGCUGACAUAGUCGCUAUCAUUGGAACGUUGGAUGUCGUAUUCGGCGAGAUUGAUAGAUAAUUUCUUAACAAUUGAUAAUUUGUAUAGCGUAGAAAUUUAAAUUAAAAUAAGUUGUGUAAAAGCCUCUUUGUAUAUGUUACAAUAGGGAUUUACAUAUGUUAUAUAUAUUUAGGUAUUUACGAAGUCGAUAUAUUUACAUGUUAUACGCGUGUAAUAUUGCGUGUGUAAUAUGACUGUGCGAUGAGUAUGAAUAAAUAUUGUAUAUACAUAUAUAUCUUGUCGCAUAUAAUAAAAGGAUAUGUAACGAA